AUGCGCCUCUUAAAGCUCGACGGCAACGGCGAGUUCAGCCUGGAAACAUUCCAAACCACGAUCCCUCCUUAUGCCAUACUUUCUCAUACGUGGGGAAGCGACAGCGAUGAAGUCACAUUCAAGGACGUCACGGAUAGUGCCGGAAAGCAGAAGGUUGGAUACCAGAAGCUGGUAUUCUGCGGAGGUCAAGCGAAAGCUGACGGUCUAUCCUAUUUCUGGGUGGACACCUGCUGUAUUGACAAAUCGAAUAGUACCGAGCUGGCAGAGACGAUCAACUCUAUGUUUCUCUGGUACCAGAAUGCCGCACGAUGUUACGUCUAUCUAUCCGAUGUUUCGGUACGCACGCCGGACGGUCUAGUGUCUCAUAUCGAAUGGGAAUCAUCCUUUCGUAAUAGUCGAUGGUUCACACGAGGAUGGACGCUCCAAGAGCUUGUCGCGCCGAAAACCGUCGAAUUCUAUUCCCGAGACCACGUCCGACUAGGUGAUAAGAAGUCACUCGAACGAAGCAUCUACGAUAGAACUGAAGUCGCUAUCGAGGCACUCCAAGGCCGUUCGCUUUGUGAUUUUAGCAUCGAGGAGAGGUUUCAAUGGGUUAAGAAGCGACAAACGACUAAAGAGGAGGAUAUGGCAUACUGCCUUCUUGGGAUUUUUCAAGUCUUCUUACCGCCUAUUUAUGGCGAAGGGCGAGAGCAUGCAAUAAGAAGGCUGCGACGAGAGAUCGAGGACUCCGAGCACAACAGCUCGCGUCCAUCGCGAAAGUUGGCACGUACUAUCUCUUUCGACCGCAAUCCUCGCUUCACCGGUCGCGAAUCCGAGCUUUCUCGAAUUGAGAAGCUACUCUUCCGACAUGGCCAAACCACGAAGGUCGCAAUCACUGGACUUGGGGGGGUGGGGAAGACGCAGUUAGCGAUUGAGAUAGCCUAUCGGAUCACGGAGAAACAGAGGGACCGCUCAGUAUUUUGGAUUCCUGCGACCGAUCCUGAAACCCUUCUUCAGGCGUACUCGGCAGUAGCCGAAGAGUUAGAUAUACCCGGAAGAGAUGAGCAAGGAGUAGAUGUGAGGCGACUGGUUCAGAAAUACCUCAGUAGCGAAGGCGCGGGCCAAUGGCUCAUGGUGUUUGACAACGCCGACGACAUGGAUAUGUGGAUGGGAAAAUCAACCGCUAGGCAAUCUAUCCGUCUCCUCGACUGCCUUCCAAGGAGCAAUAAGGGAAGUAUCCUCUUUACGACGCGAGAUAGGAAGCUCGCUACUAAGCUAGCGCCUCAGAACUUGGUAGAAGUGCAGGAGAUGAACCUAGAGGCGGCUUCGGAGCUCCUGCAGAAAUGCCUGAACGGACUCGAUAUAGCGCCCUACCAAACCGCAACCGAAAACUUGCUUACGCAGCUGACUUACCUUCCGCUCGCCAUCGUUCAGGCGGCAGCGUAUAUUAAUGCGAACGGCAUCUCGAUCGCGGACUAUCUUUCCUUACUCGAUGAGCAGGACGAGUCUAUAAUUGAACUUCUAAGCGAAGACUUUGAGGAUAACGGCAGAUACGAUAAUAUCAAGAACCCAGUGGCCAUAACAUGGCUAAUAUCGUUCGAGCGAAUUCGGCAGCACGACUCCCUGGCGGCAGACUACUUAUCGCUAACAGCAUGUGUUGAACCAAAAGAGAUCCCACAGUGUCUUUUUCCACCUGGUCCAUCUCGCAAGAAGGAGACAGACGCUAUCGGGACGCUUCAUGCGUAUUCAUUUCUUAGCAAACAUCCGGCCAGACUUACGGUCGAUCUUCAUCGUUUAGUACAUGUAGCUGCUCGUAAUUGGCUCCAAGAGAACGAUCAACUGGCCCAGUGGACCGAAAAGGCAAUUGUGCGACUAGAGGAGAUUUUUCCGGAUAAUACCUACACGAACCGUAGCAUAUGGAGGGCGUACCUGCCGCACGUGCGCGUUGUGCUGCAGUCUGACUUCGUCCGGAAGGAUUCGAAGAGGAGGAUAGAUCUCCAAUGGAGAUAUGGAACGUGUCUUGACGCCGACGGACGAUGGAGUGAGGCAGAGAUUGCGUAUUCCCAGGUGCUCGAAAUAGAAACGGGGUUGCUCGGCACAGAGCAUCCAGACACGCUGACCAGCAUGGCCAACCUGGCGUCGACCAUGGCCAACCUGGCGUCGACGUGGAAAGCGCAGGGUCGAGAUACAGAGGCUGUAGGUCUAAUGACGGAGUGUGCAUGGCUUCGAGAACGGGUGCUAGGGGUUAGCCAUCCGUAUUUCAUUUCUUCCUCGAAUAUGUUGGCGGACUGGGAGGCAGAACAACGAGGUGCUCGCACUGACACAAGCCACUAG
Molecule: messenger RNA, 2313 nt
Organism: Eremomyces bilateralis CBS 781.70
Lineage: Eukaryota; Fungi; Ascomycota; Dothideomycetes; Eremomycetales; Eremomycetaceae
Product: HET-domain-containing protein
Exons: 3
Coding region: 1-2313 (770 amino acids)
Molecular function (GO): protein binding; ADP binding
Source: RefSeq, a predicted model, not a curated record